AGAGGCGACCGGUCCCGAGUGCCGGAAGGGCCGCGCCUGCGCGCUCCGGACAUCUGAGGGCGGCAGCGCGGGCGCGGCCAUUGGGGCUACGGGUCAAGUUUACUCUUGGUUUCCGCUCGCCUUCUUUUCUCAGUCACAUCCGGAAAACCGGAAAGUGCAGGCAGGACCAGACCGACGGACAGACCCACCCACUGCGCCCCACCAGUGUAUGGCCACGAGGGCGCCAAUUCCUCCUUGGGCCCCGCCCAUUAAAGCGGCUUCUGCCUCCGCCUGUCUGGACCGAUCUCCCCAAAGUGAAAAAUUCCCGCCUCACUGAUGUGAGACUUGCAGGAUUGGCUGGAAGCCACAGCCCAGCCUCCCGAUGCAGUCUGAAUCCAGCCAGUGUGAAGAGGAGACCCCGUCCCUCCUGUGGGGUUUGGACCCUGUGUUUCUAGCUUUUGCAAAACUCUACAUCAGGGAUAUCUUGGACUUAAAGGAGUCGUGCCAGGUGCCAGGUGUAUUUUUUUACAAUGGGCAUCCAAUAAGACAAGUAGAUAUCUUGGGAACUGUAAUUGGAGUGAGAGAAAGAAAUACUUUCUACAGUUACGGAGUGGAUGAUAGCACUGGAGUUAUAAACUGCAUCUGCUGGAAAAACUUGACUGAUACCGAGUCUUCCUCAGCUACAGCUGCUCCAAGUGCAAGAGAACUGAGCUUAACCUCCCAGCUUAAGAAGCUGCAAGAGACCAUUGAGCAGAGAACAAAGAUAGAAAUUGGGGACAUUAUCCGGGUCAGAGGUUAUGUCCGCACGUACAGAGAAGAGCGAGAAAUUCAUGCCACUGUUCAUUAUAAAGUAGACGAUCCAUUAUGCAACAUUCAAAUUGCAAGGAUGCUUGAGCUGCCCAGUAUCUACAGGAAAGUUUAUGACCAGCCUUUCCAUAGCCCAGUCCUAGAAAAAGAAGUACUAAGCAAAAAUCCAGGUGUCCUGGACCUUACCAAUCUCACAUGUUUGCUGAGUGAAAAAGCCAAAGAAUUCCUCAUGAAGAACAGAGUGCAGACCUUUUACCAGCAGGAGUUAGAAAUGGUGGAGUCUCUGCUGUCCCUUGCCAAUCAGCCUGUGAUUCAUAGUGCCUGCUCCAAGCAAGCAGAUUUUAAGAAUGACACCACAUCCAAGGCCAUUCAUAGUAUAUUUAAGAAUGCUAUAAAGCUCCUGCAGGAAAAAGGAUUCAUUUACCAGAAAGAUGGUGGUUUUGAUAACCUCUUCUAUGUAACCAAGGAAGACAAAGAACUACACAGAAAGAUCCACCGUAUCAUUCAAGAAGACUGCCAGAAACCAAACCACAUGGAGAAGGGCUGCCACUUCCGGCACAUCUUGGCCUGUGCUCGCCUGAGCCUGAACCCGGGCCUGAGUGAGCCUGUGCUGCAGCAGGUACUGGAGCUCCUGGAGGACCAGAGCGACAUCGUCAGCACCAUGGAGCACUACUACAUAGCCUUCUGAGGACAGGCCGCAGACAGCCUGCGCGGAGCCGGGCCGAGGAGAAAGACCAAGUGGCUUGCACUCCCAGGCUCUGAUUUUGAACAUCAUACAGAGGCUUAUGGGUCAGGAGGCAAUUGUCUUAAAAUCAGCUAUGAAAUAAGGUCAUUGGAGGAAUGGAAUUUGGCAUAAAUUCUGUAGGCUGCCUUUUACCUGCUGUAUUCUUGGGAUAAAAUGACUUUUAUCUCGGCCACGACACACAAAAAAGCCCUCUCUGUUGACCUGCUGGCUGGACUGGGCCUCCUUCGUGAAGCAGAGAGGGAGGAGCCGGUGUUGGUGGCUGAGUCGGUGUGUGUGGAGGGGCUCUAUCAUGGUAAAGGGGUGUCGCGUGGUAAAGCCCAGGGACUGCAGGAACUGAAGAGCAUGCGGCCAGAUCACACAGAUCUAAAGCUUUUUAAAAGUUCAGACUAUCAGAAACAUUCUUGUGGUCUGCUUUAAUGGUUAAGAACCAGUGCCAGGAAGUGGCUCUCCCUGGAUGUGUGUCGCUGAGCUAUGAUUUCCAAGGGUUAAGCACCAGCGUUGGGUCAUGAGUCCAGGUUGAAUGCUUUUACAGACACUCAGAGAUGGCAGUUAAUGGGUCCAAGGCAUGGCUCUGUGUCCCUUUCUCUUCUGAGUUGAAAGGUAUUUCAGAGCAUUUGCCUGCAUUGAGGACAUACGGGACUAAAUACAUUGUCCCUUAAAGUCCUGAACUUCCAGGAGGCUUUCACACAAUUAUCUGGCUGCGGUUGAUGUUAUUUUUAAGAUUAUCGUUGAAGUGCAGGAUGUUCUGACACCAUCCAGACAAAGACUCAGCAUUUGCCCAGACAGGCGAUGGAGUUACACUUCUGCUCAGGAUGACAAGGUAAAGGAGAAAAAUCUGCGGCAUGUAGUAGACUUGUUCUAACAGCACGAUGACAAAGCCAGCCAGCAAAAAUAAAGUGUGGAGAAAGUUAGGGAGUUAAGUACAGUCAUUUCACAAAAGGCACAUCUGCCUGUGUCUGCUGCGUUUGCUCUUGACAUAAUAAGCUCCUAGUGGCUCUGCCCGAGAGCCUGUCGGCCUGUAGCGUUGCUCUGCUCUGUGUGCAGAUGGAGUGCUUUUCCAUUGAGGAGUGGCUGCAGCUCCUUAGUUAGGCUGAGGGCUGGUACUGACAGAUCGCUUUCUGUUACGGACUUUUCUGACUUGACCUAAACCUCUGCCCUAAUUCUAACAGUGAUUACCCGGAUGGCUGCCCUGUGUCCUCGCGACUUGUAGAAUGGGGUCUAUCUGGAAUGACAUCCCAGUGGUUCUUCCUUGAGGCCAGUGGCUGUUCCAUAUUGAAUGUAUCUCAGAUUAUUGGAACUGCCAGGAAGGAGUCUUGAAUGAGACCAUAUAUACUUUGCAUACAGCAGCCCCACUUCUAGGGGAUGAUCACAUGGGUGUGAAAGGUUGAAUGCACAAGAUGUCCAUUGCUAUAUAAUUUAGAAUUCUAUAAUUGGGAAGAGUAUUUAUAGGGAAAGAAUAAUUAUGGUACAUGUACACAGUGAAAUACUAUGCAGUCAUUAAAAUACCGCAGACAGAUAUUUUUUUACCACAGAACACGCUUCCUAAUAGACUUAGUAUAAUACUACUGAUCUAAAACUACCCGUGUGUAUAUGUAUAUCUGUAUAACAGAGAGUGCUUCUGUAUGUACAUCUGUAUAAAUGUAGCAAUGUACACACGUAUGUACAGUUGACCACUCCCCACUCCUAGGAGUACUUUCUGCACUUGGCUUUCAAGACACCACACUGUGUGUGCUCUUUCUCAGUCUCCUUUGCUCAGGGUCAGUCCCAGACCACUUUUCUCUCUAGCUUUCUCCCUUGGAGAGCUCGACCAGUCUCGUGGCUCCAACCAUCUAUAUGCUGAGAAAUUCUACAACUUAUCUCCAGUUUGGACCUCUUCUGAACUCAAAACCCCUGCAUUCAACUUCCUGCUGACAUCUGCCCAUGUCUAGCAGACAACACAAACUUAACAUGCUCAAUGCCAGGUUCCCAGUCACCCCUGACCCCACACACGCUCCUGAAGUUUUCCCUGAUUCAGGAAAAGGCAACUUCAUUCUCCAGGUUGCUCAGGUCAAGCCCAUUGACUAAUUGCUUUCUCUCCCAUCCCAUCUGCCCACAAAUGACCUUGGCUCUAUCUUCAAAAUAUUUCUAGAAUCAAGCACUUCUCCGUCCUCCACUGCCACCACCUGGAGGAUUGUUGCCUCCUCGCUGUUCCCCCUGCCUCCGCCCUUAGCCCUCUUUAGUUCAUUCUCAGCAGAGCAGCCAGUGAUUCUGUGAAAACUGAAGUCAGACUCAGUCAUCUGCUCCAGCUCUCCCAGGACCUUUCAGUCCCAUUCUAGAAAGGAGCCUAAGGCAUCCUAGUGUCAACAAGCUUCUGCUCUGCAGCCUCCUCUGCCCGUCCGCCCGCUCGCGCGUGCGCGCGCGCGCACACACACACACACACACACACACACACACUCCACUCAGCAUCAGCAUCUUAGCCUUGCAGUCCCUCAUACACCAGGGACAUUCCUGCUGUAGGGCCUUUGUGAUUGCUAUUUCCUCACACAGAUAACCUCGUGCUGGGCUUCCCCUCCCCUCCUUUGGGUCUUUUCCUUGGUGUCACCUUCUCAGUGAGGCUUGCUCUGAUCUCCCUUUUGCUAAUUGCAAACAACUGCUUCUCCUUCCUCCCCAGGAUUUCUCAGCACUUAAUUUUCUCCCCGGUACUUGUCACCCUGUAACACACCCCUUAUGUUUCUUAUUUGCCUUGUUUUGUUAUCUGUUUCCCCAACAGAAGGAUUACUCCAUGAGGGCAAAACUCUCUCUGUUUUGUUUCCUGCUGUAUCUUCAGCAUCUAGAACAGUGCCUGGCACAUCUUUCCAGCAAUACCACCUUUGUGUGUAUGUGUGUGGCUGCCCUCCACCAGCUGAUAUCUUCCGGUCUUUCCUGUGGGGCUUUCUCCAAGGUCUUGGAAGGCUGUUUAGGCCAGAAGUGCUCAGAAGUGACACCCACUGGAAGCAGCCUCAGCCAGUAGGACCUGAGCUUAAAAACUCCAGCUCCCUUGCCCUUGCCCUUCAAAUGAUCUGUGUCUGAGGCACAUGUUCUACACCACUUCCCAGAGUUUCUCUGUGGGAUUAAGCUCCAUUCACCACACUACCAGCUAACGAUAGCCACCCUUCAUUGGCUGCCUUCGCCUCCAUUUCCUCCCCACUCCCCAUUACUGUCUGCCACACCUCCCGAAUGAAUUGCUUCCUUUCCAGUCCUUGUUUCAGGGUCAGCUUCUGGAUGAGCACAAAUUAGCACCAUGCUCACCAAUAUAUUUGAGAAAGGCUAUAUGAAUAAUUCUACACAUCAAACAGAGAGACUAAUAGAAAUGCUUGCCAAAAUGGUACACUUGUUGCCUCAGAAAGGUGAAAUGUAAGAUGCUUACGUGUAUGUAUCUUGAUAUGUUUACAAUUAGCAAGAGUCCCAAAAAGAAUAAAGCUGUUUCUUACUCCCCA
Messenger RNA from Myotis daubentonii (Daubenton's bat), 4986 nucleotides. It is a transcript of the gene STN1, whose product is annotated as STN1 subunit of CST complex. Gene Ontology annotation, biological process: telomere capping. The record is from RefSeq and is a predicted model, not a curated record. Lineage: Eukaryota; Metazoa; Chordata; Mammalia; Chiroptera; Vespertilionidae. Gene Ontology annotation, cellular component: CST complex. Gene Ontology annotation, molecular function: single-stranded telomeric DNA binding.